This is a messenger RNA of Aspergillus welwitschiae, 1362 nucleotides long. Its product is annotated as D-galactonate dehydratase. Lineage: Eukaryota; Fungi; Ascomycota; Eurotiomycetes; Eurotiales; Aspergillaceae. Bases 28 to 1179 code for a protein of 383 amino acids. Gene Ontology annotation, molecular function: galactonate dehydratase activity. The transcript has 4 exons. The record is from RefSeq and is a predicted model, not a curated record. Gene Ontology annotation, biological process: amino acid catabolic process; D-galactonate catabolic process.
CAUUGCUAAUUCAAUUUACCAAGAAACAUGGCUCCCAUCAAGUCCAUCGAAUACUUUCGCGUCAAGCCGCGAUGGCUAUUCGUCAAGGUGACAGACAGUGAAGAUAAGUUUGGAUGGGGUGAAGCUACGCUUGAGGGGCAUACGCAGGCUGUGGAGGGUGCGUUGGAUGAGAUUAUUGGGAGGAUUGUUGGUUAUGAGGCCGAUGACAUCGAGCACGUCUGGCAGACAAUUUGGAGACUUGGCUUCUAUCGCGGCGGUCCGGUUUUCAUGUCCGCCCUGUCGGGCAUUGAUAUCGCGUUGUGGGAUUUGAAAGGUCGGAGGUUGAACGUACCCGUCUACCAGCUUCUCGGCGGCAAGGUACGCAACAAGGUUCAAGUUUAUGCUUGGAUUGGAGGUGACCGGCCAAGUGAUGUUGAAGUAGCUGCCAAGGCCCGUAUCGCGCAGGGCCUCAAGUGCGUUAAGAUGAAUGCUACAGAGGAUAUGAACUGGCUGGACUCGCCAUCUGUACUAGACUCUUGCAUUGAGCGCAUCAAACAGGUCAAGGCCCUUGGUCUUGAUGCUGGCCUUGAUUUCCACGGCCGUUUACAUCGCCCCAUGGCAAAGCAGCUCGCCAAAGCACUUGAACCCUACCGUCCUUUGUUUAUCGAGGAGCCUUUGCUCGUUGAACACCCCGAAGCUAUCAAGCAGCUUUCUCAACACACAACUAUUCCAAUCGCAUUUGGUGAACGUUUAUAUACUAGAUGGGAUGUUAAGCGGUUCCUCGAAGAUGCGUCGGUCGAUGUGCUGCAGCCGGAUAUCGCGCAUGCUGGUGGAAUUUCAGAAACAAAGCGCAUUGCGACGAUGGCGGAGACGUAUGACGUGGCGAUUGCGCCGCACUGUCCCCUCGGUCCAAUUGCCCUUGCAGCUUCAAUGCAAGUUGCUCUUUCAACCCCGAACUUCGUCAUCCAAGAGAUGUCGCUUGGAAUGCAUUAUAAUGUUGAAGCCGGAGAUAUUGAUCUCACAAGCUACCUGACGAAUCCAACAGUGUUCAACAUCGAGGAGGGGUAUGUGCCAGCGCCCACAGGAGCGGGGCUGGGGGUGGAGAUUGAUGAGGAGUUGGUGAGAAAAAUCAGUCGGGAAACGGAGCCAUGGCUACCGAAGGAAUUCUAUGGCGUCGAUGGGGGAAUCCGAGAGUGGUAGAUAGCUCAGACUUGUAGGCCAGGAUGUGGGGGUGAUUGCGGAGGUGAUCUGCAUCGUGACAUCUUUAUAUGCGGGGAGCGUGGGGGUGCCUCGGAUAUCUGUCCGAAUACAUAUACCAGCUACAGCUCAUAGUAGUACUAGUAACAUAGUCUUCGCAAGCCAUACGCAAAUACAUUGACUCAA